AUGAUAUUAAGCACCUCUUCCUUCUUCUAUGCUAUGUCUCUUUUCUCUGCUUACAUUAUGACAGGAUACAGGGAUGAUAUUAAGCACACUCUUCCCCUCUUCUAUGCUAUGUCUCUUUUCUCUGCUUACAUUAUGACAGGAUACAGGGAUGAUAUUAAGCCACACACUUCCCCCUCUUCUUCCCUUUUUCUCUUCUUCUCUGACAGGAUACAGGGAUAUGAUACAAGGAUGAUAUUAAGCACCUCUUCCCUCUUCUAUGCUAUGUCUCUUUUCUCUGCUUACAUUAUGACAGGAUACAGGGAUGAUAUUAAGCACCUCUUCCUCUUCUAUGCGAUGUCUCUUUUCUCUGUUUACAUUAUGACAGGAUACAGGGAUGAUAUUAAGCCUGCCUCUUCCCUCUUCUAUGCUAUGUCUCUUUUCUCUGCUUACAUUAUGACAGGAUACAGGGAUGAUAUAAGCACACUCUUCCCUCUUCUAUGCUAUGAUACAGGGGAUGAUAUUAAGAUACAGGAUGAUAUUUCCUUCUUCUACGCUAUGUCUCUUUUCUCUGCUUACAUUAUGACAGGAUACAGGGAUGAUAUUAAGCACCUCUUCCUUCUUCUAUGCUGUCUCUUUUUCUCUGCUUACAUUAUGACGGGAUACAGGGAUGAUAUUAAGCACCUCUUCCCUCUUCUAUCAAUGUCUCUUUUCUCUGCUUACAUUAUGACAGGAUACAGGGAUGAUAUUAAUCACACUCUUCCCUCUGCUAUCAAUGUCUCUUUUCUCUGCCUUACAUUAUGA
This is a messenger RNA of Acanthosepion pharaonis, 780 nucleotides long. Lineage: Eukaryota; Metazoa; Mollusca; Cephalopoda; Sepiida; Sepiidae. The record is from the annotation of a GenBank genome assembly.